Molecule: messenger RNA, 2134 nt
Organism: Anguilla anguilla (European eel)
Lineage: Eukaryota; Metazoa; Chordata; Actinopteri; Anguilliformes; Anguillidae
Gene: cetp
Product: cholesteryl ester transfer protein, plasma
Exons: 16
Coding region: 270-1763 (497 amino acids)
Biological process (GO): cholesterol metabolic process; high-density lipoprotein particle remodeling; cholesterol homeostasis
Cellular component (GO): high-density lipoprotein particle
Molecular function (GO): triglyceride binding; phosphatidylcholine binding; cholesterol transfer activity
Source: RefSeq, a predicted model, not a curated record
CACACAAACAAAAGAACAGCACACACAAACACGGCUCUUGUUGGUUAAAGAAUUAGCAUCUAUGUCUCUACGAACUCCCAUCCCACCCCCACCCAGGAUGGGACAGCCCCCCUGCCCUGUUGUUACCUCCUCUCCAGCUCUCCCUCCACACCCAGGUGGAGUCAAACAAAGCGGAUCUACAGGGAAAGAUUCCCAGAACUACGCACUCAAUAUAAGAGCCAACGGGACGUCCCGAGUUCAUUCGGCCGGCUGUCAGGUCACGAGCUGCGAUGGCGAUGCUUCUGUCCCUGUCCCUCCUGCUGGGGAGCCUGAUUGGGACGACGCAGUCGUGUGUGGAUCAGGCUUCCGCGCACACGCGCACUGGGAUCGUCUGCAGAGUCACCUACCCAGCGGCACUUGUCUUGAAUGAAAAAACCGCUGAAGUGAUCCAGGCCGUCUUCCAGCACGCCCAAUACCCCGAUGUUAAGGGCAAGAAAUCCCUGCCCGUAAUAGGGAGGGCUCAGUACAACCUCAAGAAUCUACAUAUCUACAAUCUAGCGAUUGGGCGGAGCGAAGUUGAGCUGCGGGAAGAUGAUGUCGUCGGGAUCUCCAUCGCUAACGUCUCCGCCACCUUCCAGGGAACCCUCAGAUAUGAAUAUGGAAACUGGCUCAUCAAGGUGGCGCAAUCUGUGGCUUUUGAGAUCGAGACCCAUAUUGAUCUGGUCAUUAACCCAAGGCUAUAUUGCAGUAAUGGAAAAGUUGCUGCAGACACCUCAGACUGCUACCUCACCUUCCACAAGCUCACACUCCUACUACAGGGAGACAGAGACCCGAACUGGCUGAAGAGAGUUUUCACAGACUUUCUCUCAUUUACCAUCAAAAUGGUCGUCAAAAGCCAGAUCUGUAAAGAAAUAAACAAUCUGGCAACCAUUUUGGCUGACUUCAUCCAAGAGACAGCAGAGCACUUUUUGAGCGAUGGCGACAUUGGCAUGGACGUGUCUAUCACCUCUGCCCCCUUCAUUACGUCCAAUUACAUCGAGUCUUACCACAAGGGGCUGACCCGCUACAACAAUCACACUGCAGUCAUCAAUGCCUCGGUGUUCAGUCCCGCCCAGCUGACCGAGCAUCGCAUGCUGUACUUCUGGGUGUCUGAUGACAUGCUGGGUCCCCUCGUGACUGCCGCGCACCAAGAUGGCCGCUUUUUCUGCAACGUCACAGGAAAAGAGCUGGCAGGCCUUUUUGAGACGGAUCUAUCUACACCUAUGCCCACUCUCUUGGACCAGUUGUUGUCCUCAGGCAACUCGGUGCUGAAGGCAUGGAGUACGUCCGUGCCCCACCUCUGGACGACCCCCCAGGGCACAUUUGUCCGUUCUGUGGCUGCAGUGGAGUGGACCAGUGGUUCCGAUGACCUGGACGCCCCCGCUCUCUACUUUGAGGCGGAAGUGGAGGUGGUUGUCAGAGCAGACUAUGCUGAGAAGAAGCUAAUCCUGAAUGCCACGGCAACACAAGUCUCCAUCCUGACGGGUUCUUUCUCCCCAGGGAAACAGCAGCUGUCAGAGGGUCAGGUGGAGUACCUGAAAGAGGCAGUUGAGAAAAUUGGCAUUCCAAAAGUAAUAUCCUACAUGGAGCCUGGUCUCACCACUGUGAUGAACAGACAGGGCCUGGACCUGUUUGAGAUCAUAAAUCCUGAGGUUUUGUUCCACCAGGGGUAUGUGAUUGUUCAGCUGGACUUUGGAUUCCCUCAUCACCUGUUGGUAGACUUCCUGAAAAGAACUUUGGAGUGAUGACAUGUUACAUAUACACAUACAAGUCUGCCGAUACAGUGUCUGGCCAUGUGGACAGUGUUGAUGUGCGCAAUGUGUUACACUUUGUUUUUAACUGUUAUGUGUACAAAUGUAACUAUUUGUCAGCUCAUUUUAAUGUUUUAGUUAUGAAUUUAUUCAAUAUGUUGUUGUUAAUAUGCAUAGCAGCAUAAAUUAUACUAGCACCAGAACCAGUAAAUAUCUGAACUUUUUUGUCCUAGUUAUUGUGUAAUGAUGUUACUGACUUGCUAGGAGCCCACAGAAACCUGAGUAGUCUUGUUUGUGUAUGGUAUUGCGUAAUUUAUAAUAAAAAAGUUUCACGACAAAAAAUAAAAUUAAAUAAAUUCAUCAUA